Aspergillus fumigatus Af293 is the source of this 894-nucleotide messenger RNA. RefSeq lists its product as uncharacterized. Lineage: Eukaryota; Fungi; Ascomycota; Eurotiomycetes; Eurotiales; Aspergillaceae. The coding region runs from base 1 to 894 and encodes 297 amino acids. The transcript has a single exon. The record is from RefSeq and is a predicted model, not a curated record.
AUGACCAAAAUCGAUGUCAUCAACUCCGGGUUCAAUCUCGGAAACGAGCUCGACUACAUGCUCGAUCGAAGCUACACCGCGGCAUCCCGACUCAACUACCAAUUCUACCUCUGGAAAGACACCCUCCGAUUCAACCUCCAUCCGUCCAUCCAGCUGCCCAAGGAUGAGUCCACUCCCGUCCGCAUCGCGGAUCUGGCCACGGGCACAGCGAUCUGGCUCUUGGACCUCCUCCGAGAUCCUGCAGUGGCACGGUACAAGUCCAUCCGACUGGAUGGCUUUGACAUCGAUCUGGCAAACGCCCCUCUUCCCGAAUGGCUUCCCACGCCGAUUACGCUCCGCCAGCUGAGCCUCUUUGAGACCGUCCCCGGCGACCUCCGCGGCAACUACGACGUAGUCCACCUCCGCCUGUUAGUCCUCGUCGUGCAGAACAGCGACCCUCUCCCGAUCAUCAACCAGGCGUACCAGCUGCUCAAGCCGGGCGGCUACAUCCAGUGGGACGACCUGAACUACCCCGACGGUGCGGUCGUCAAGGCCAAUGCCCUGCGCGACGUGGCCACUCCCGCUCAUGAUGCGUUUCUGCGAUUUGCACGGUCCAAUGGGCGCAAUGACUGGGUCCUCGAUCUUCCGCGUCAUCUGAUGUCGCGCCAUGGUGGGUUUGAGGAUGCGCAUAUACGCAACUACACGGACCGCGUGGAGUUGCGCAAGGCAAACGGCGACCAAUACAUUCUGGUCAUGGAGGAGUUUUCAGCUCGCCUGAAACGUGCAGGCAAAAUGGAAGACGCGCAUAAUAUUGAUUUGAUGAUAAGGGGAUUGGCGGAGGAGUCACGGCGGGGGGUGGGCUUGUCCAUGCCGAAAGCUGUGUGUGUUGCUCGGAAGAAGGGUGGUCGAGCCUAG